Molecule: messenger RNA, 690 nt
Organism: Cyanidioschyzon merolae strain 10D
Lineage: Eukaryota; Rhodophyta; Bangiophyceae; Cyanidiales; Cyanidiaceae
Product: similar to COP-coated vesicle membrane protein p24
Exons: 1
Coding region: 1-690 (229 amino acids)
Biological process (GO): endoplasmic reticulum to Golgi vesicle-mediated transport; intracellular protein transport; Golgi organization
Cellular component (GO): Golgi apparatus; endoplasmic reticulum-Golgi intermediate compartment; endoplasmic reticulum
Source: RefSeq, a predicted model, not a curated record
AUGCGGUCCGCCUAUGCAGCAAAUCUACUUUUACUCAUUUUCUCAUUUUGGUUCAUGCUAGGCGUUUGCGGGGUUCACGCCUGGAACUUCCGCAUGGAUCCAGAGGUAGACCCCGAGCGCGUCUGCUUUUUGGCGUCCGUGAAAGGUGGACGGGAGGUCCAGGGUUUCUUCGAGGUCCUGCUUUCGCCGGACUCGGACGCCCCUGCAGCCGUGGGGUUUACCAUCACAGGGCCAGUGGUAGACUCGAAGCAACCAGAGAAAGCUAGAGGUCCCGAGCUCGUCCGUCUGGUGGAGGUUUCGGCACCUUUCGUGUUCGCUGCACCGAGCGACGGCGAGUAUGAGCUCUGCUUCCACUACGGGGAAGAGAAGAAAGCACGAGAUAUUGCGUUUUUCUACGACCUUGGUGACGCAGAGGAUGAGGUGUCGGAACUUCUGCGUGACGCAGUGAAACAAGAUAAGCAUCUGGAGCCCCUGCAGCAUAGGGCAGUUUCGAUCAUGCACGAGCUGCGUAACGUACGGAUAGCGCAGAUGCGAAUGCGAGAACGCAUUCGCCAAAAUCUUCGUAUGCUGCAAGAGCGUAAGCGAUCCGUCAUGUGGAUGACGUUGUUGGAGCUUUUGACUGUGGUUGCAGCGUGCACCUUGGAGGUAGUUUUCGUGAAGCAGAAGCUCGAUACUCGGCGCAUAUUUUGA